AAACAAGCAUAACAGUAGGGUCGGAAACUGCUGUCAAACUAGAUAAUUUUAUGCUGAAGAGGAGAAUGGAACAUAUCGCGAGCGAGCCUGCUGUGUGUGUGUACUGUGCAGCAGUAUAGCUAGCUAGCUAAGCAGCCAGCGUGGGAGUCUAAUCAGAAGACAGAAUCAUCCGAGUGCAGAAGAUUAAGGAGCCGUGUCAACACUUCUGUUCAGGAUCUUUCAGUUAUCCUGAUCACUUUAUGCAGUGAGUGGAGGGGAAUAAUCGCAUCGCCCGACCAUGCUCACAUUUAAAAAAGGAAGAGCUGCCUCGUGAUUUUACCACCCUCAAGCGAGAGAGCAAGGGAGAAAUCAUCAUCAACCACAGAGCGAGAGGAGAGAUCAUCAUCAACCACAGAGCGAGAGGAGAGAUCAUCAUCAACCACAGAGCGAGAGAUCAUCAGUCACUCACGGAAACGACGCUGAGGACUCGUCACGGCAGACAGGGACAGAGAGACGUCCAUUCCCCUUUCCAGUUAGCUAGCUUCUCAAACCUCCUCGCUUCCUUCCAACGUCCCCCCGGUACUACCCGAGUUGGGCAACCGUAAUCACGCGCCUCCGCCUGGACUGACAACCCCAGAGGAAGAGGGCGAGAGGCACGGCUCCCUCAGGUCCCGACGCUUCGUGGAGAGAAUCGCUGAAAUGAGAUGAGGCUCAGAAAUGGAACGGUUGCGACUGCGAUAAUUUUCUUCACGUCGUUUCUCAGCCUGUCUUGGUACACAUCCUGGCAAAAUGGCAAAGAGAAGUUGGUAGCGUACCAGAGGGAGUUCCAUGCCCUGAAAGAGCGCCUCCGUGUGGCCGAGCACCGGACCCUGCAGCGCUCCUCAGAGCUCAACAACAUCCUGGAGCAGUUCAGACGGGUCAUCGCUGAGACCAACGGCAGCAAGGACGCUCUCACCAACUUCUCAGAUGAGACCCAGAAGCUGCUGAAGGAGCUGGCCAGUAGGAAGCCUCUCCAGGUGCCAAACAUCUACCACCACCUGCCUCACCUGCUCAACAAUGAGGGCAGCCUGCACCCCGCUGUCCAUGUCGGCCUGGGCCGCACCGGAGUCUCCAUGGUGAUGGGUAUUCCUACCGUAAAGCGUAAAGUGAAGUCGUACCUGGCUGAGACGCUACACUCGCUCAUCAACAAGCUCUCACCUGAGGAGAAACAUGACUGUGUCAUCAUAGUCUUCGUAGGAGAGACGGACACAGAAUACGUCCAAAGCGUGGUGACCGGACUGGAGAAAGAGUUUUCUAUAGAGUUCAGUUCAGGUCUGUUGGAGGUGAUCUCUCCUCCUGCCAGCUACUACCCUGAUCUCAAAGACCUCAAAGAGACCUUCGGAGACUCCAGAGAGAGGGUCAGAUGGAGGACCAAGCAGAAUCUGGACUAUUCCUUCCUCAUGAUGUAUGCUGUGAGCAAAGGAGUCUACUAUGUCCAGUUGGAGGAUGACAUUGUGGCCAAACCAAACUACUUUGCCACCAUGAAGAACUUUGCCCUACAGCUCUCCUCUGAGGACUGGAUGAUCCUUGAGUUCUCCCAACUCGGCUUCAUCGGUAAGAUGUUCCAGGCUCCAGAUCUCAACCUCAUAGUAGAGUUUAUCCUCAUGUUCUAUAAGGAGAAGCCCAUUGAUUGGCUACUGGACCACAUCCUCUGGGUCAAAGUGUGUAACCCAGAGAAAGACGCGAAGCAUUGUGAGAGGCAGAAGUCGAGUCUGCGUGUGCGGUUCAGGCCCUCUCUUUUUCAACACGUGGGGCUACACUCCUCUCUGGCCGGAAAGAUCCAGAAACUCACCGAUAAGGACUUCCUGAAGCCCCUGCUCCAUAAGAUCCAUGUGAACCCGCCUGCUGAGGUGUCCACAUCUCUCAAGGUGUACCAGGGCCACACUUUGGAGAAGACCUACCUGGGAGAAGACUUCUUCUGGGCCAUCAAUCCUACUGCUGGAGACUACGUCCUCUUCAAGUUUGACAAGCCCAUCAACAUAGAGAGGUUCCUGUUCCGCAGUGGGAACCAGGAACACCCUGGAGACAGGAUAGAGAACACCACUGUAGAGAUACUGCCCUUCUCGGAAACUGGACCUAAGUCCAAAGAGAAAUACAAGCGAACUGAUGACCGCUUCUACAGAGUCGGUCAGUUUGAGAAGGGUGUGGCUGAGGGGGCUGUAGACACCUCCUUCAACCCGGUGGUGGCGCUGCGUCUCUCUGUCGUCCAAGACUCAGCUGUCUGGGCCAUCCUCAGCGAGAUUCACAUAAAGAGGAGAGCAGGCUGACAAAAAGCGGGGGGCCACAUCAAUCCUGGCCCCCGGCCCCGGGGUGCUCGCAGACGCACCUAAAACUGAUUGACCAGGGGCCUUCUGCCACCUAGCAACCAGCAGUGACAUCAUCAGAGCGCACCAGAGCCGCUCCUCUCAGGGUUUCUAAGGGCGCUGUCACUCGAUUGCUUUCUCUCUAUUUCUGCCUAUCCUUUCCGCUCUCUCUCGCUCUCUUUUUGCGUGAAUGUGAAUACUACUGUACAAAAAAGAGCCAGAUGUAAAAUAUCAGAAGUCAUUUGGUGUGUCCAGAAGAAAUCCGUAUCCAGCUCUGACUGUGGAGGUAACGCCGAUGGCUUGGGACUCGGAGAGACACACCUCAGCUGAUCUGAGAGGCUGAUGUCACCAGGACGCUGGUGUUGUACAUGCUGCUCUCUGCUCCAUGUGCUCUUCCUCUCAGCCUCUCUGAUCUGUUCCACUGAGGUAUUGCACUCACUGGAGCCAUAGUGGAGCCCCCUGCUGGUGACUGAAGAAUGGCUCCAUCAGCCUCAAAGACUUGUUGCUUUUUGUUCUUUUCCACAGAGUUGUGUGUUUUAGGUAAACAGCAGGUAAUAAAUAGACAAACAAGUUGUCAGUCUUUCUUAUGGUGAAGAUAACUGCCUUUAUCACUUCCUUCUUUUGAAGGGGGUUACAAUGACGAUGGCAAACGAAGCAGAACCUAAAUGUGGUUCCCCAUUUUUAAAGUGACAGGUCUGCCAAACUAUGCCCUGGGUAGAAGUCACCCAUAGGUGCAGAUCUUGGAUCAGCUUGCCUUGCUCAAGUCUCAACCCAAACCAUUCUGGGCAAAACACCUGAAACUUACCUAAGAUCUGUGUCUGGGGCAGUUUCAUCCAGUGGAGGCUGCUGAGGGGAGGACAGCUCAUAAUAAUGGCUGGAAUUGAGCAAAUAUAAUGGCAUCAAGCACAUGGAAACCAUGUGUUUGAUGUAUUUGAUACCAUUCCACUGAUUCCACUCCAGCCAUUAUCAUGAGCCCGUCCUCCCCAAUUAAGGUGCCACCAACCUCCUGUGGUUUCAUUUUAUUCCAUGAAAAAUCUUUGCGACUGAAGGAAACCACAUCUAUCUUUCUAGUUCCUGUUUGACAGGAAGUCAGUCUGAAAGACCUCUAGUGUCCUUUAAGUGGUAAACUAAUCAGACUUUGGCCUUGACUUUGCUCACCUGAAGGGAUGUAUUGCUAUAUUCAUUUUGUUAUUAUUAUUACAACGACAAUGACGACGUAUGAAGGUGAAUUAAUUUAUUUCAAAUAAAUAUUUCAUUUGUACAAGAGGUUCAAAGAAAAAUAUUUAUGCUACGGUAGUUGAUGUGUGCGUGCAUGUGUUCUUUUUGUUCCCAAAACGAGCUGCUUGGUAUUUCAUGUUGUCCGCUGGUUGGUUGAGAUAGAGGUUGAAUCGAACUGCUGUUCCAGAGUCAGUUUUUGUAUAACAUUUCUCAGAUGAAGGUUAAAAUGAAGGAGAGCUGACAUCAGAACAGGCCUUAAGCCAGAGAUCCUGACUGAGGUUGUGCUAGAUCCAUACCCAUGUGCCUUAAAGUCCUGCUCCUCCAUAAUGAGUUCCCUUCAUUCACUCCCUUCCCUCUACCCUACAAUAGAGGAUGUUGACUCUUUUGAAGGGAUUUGAUCACAUGAUACAAGAUUUACAGAUGACAGGAGUAACGGUUCCUCCAUAACUCGCCACCAAUUGUACAGUGUGACUCAUGUUUACCAUCAGCAAUGGGGGAUUCAUUCACUUCAUUACAUUUUAUUUUGAUGACUUCACUAUAUUGAAAUUAUAUAUUGAACAGAUGAUCAAAUGCUAUUUCGAACGUUGCACUGAGUUUUCAACUUACAGUUUUGAAUGCUCCAUUCUUUAGUUUUUUGCUGUUGCUGGGCUUUCAUUUGGUUAUGGUUAUGGUUAUGUCAUUUUACACUUCUGACAUCAUCAGUGAGUUCUACCCCAUGUGAUGUCUGAUUCUGUCCAAUCAUUCAAUUGGAGACUGCUGGCAGUGGUUAGACAGGAUGUUGCAUUUAUUCUAUGUGCCAUCUAGUUGCAGACGGAUGCAUUCGUACCAGUGGGGGCUGCUGAGGGGAGGACGGCUCAUAAUAAUGUCUGGAACAGAGCGAAUGGAAUGGCAUCAAACACAUAGAAACCAUGUUUGAUACCAUUCCACUCAUUCCGUUUCAGCUGUUACCACGAGCCCAUUCCUCCCCAAUUCAGGUGCCAUUAACCUCCUGUAAUGCUGACGGCCACGCUCCCCUGGGGGCGCAUCUUAUCUACUCUGAUAUUUACAUUGCUCUUUAAUGCAUAGGUAGGUUCAGGAUAGGUCAAAAUGUGUUUGUUUUUUCAUGAGAAAUGUUUAUACAAUAAGAGAUUUUAUGAAGAUUGAGUUUUUCUAUCAAAAUUCCAUCCAGGUGAGAGAAGAUUGUGAUCGGUUUGAUUGGGAGUGCUAUUUUAAAUGUCAAAGAUGUGCAUGUACGCACGCACGUCCAAUUCUAAAUCAGCCCCUACAUCACAGCACUUAAUGUUGGUCUAGUAGGGUUGGACAACUACAGUAUAAGGAACAAAUCCCAGCGACACUAUCAGAGGGCAAGCUGGUGCCUACCCAAAUCUUUAAAUAAAAACUCCUAGGUAGGAUGAAGACUAGGGGUGGAUUUCGAAAGCGGGCCACUUUGUACCAGGUUUGCUUGUCUGUAAAUGUCCUUUAUUGUGCGAUUGAUUGAUUGGUCAACUUUUUGAAUGGAGCUGGCCCCUCCCCUGAGCCCCCUGGUCAAACCAGACCCUCUCGCUCACACCUGGGCCUUUAUUUAACGAGCGCAACAGAUUAGAACCUUCAGAUAGAAAUCUAUGCUGUAGAUCCGAUAUGAUUCUCUGUGUAGAAAUGGGAAUCGUGCCAGAUCUAUACAUUACAUUUCUAUCUGCAACGCUCUAGCGAAGGAUUUGCAACCUCCUGAAUGAACCUCUUCUUAAGGUGGAGGACGGCUUGAGCAGAGGGGAACACAAACUGUGUUUCUCACUAGUUUAAAGGGGGUUACUUCCAUCCUUUAUUUGUGCCCUUCAUCCACGCUUAUCUAAGAUUGUUUAGAAAAGCAAAAUGGAGGUAAGCCUAUUAUUGAGUCGCUUGCCUAGACCCCAGAGGUAGAUGAAAGAUAAGAGACAGCAAGAAUAUUAAGACAGUCAGGCUCACCCUAUCCCUGCCUGCUUCCACCUUCUCUGUUCUUCCCAUCAGGUCAUGUCAUGUGCCUUCAUCACUUCGUUAGUAUAUCUGCCUCUGAUGAUUCUGACAUGGAUUUACAUGGACAUAAUUGAAAUAAAUCUAAAUGGUUGAUACAAAUCACACCCA
Oncorhynchus kisutch (coho salmon) is the source of this 5636-nucleotide messenger RNA. RefSeq names its product alpha-1,3-mannosyl-glycoprotein 4-beta-N-acetylglucosaminyltransferase A-like. Bases 684 to 2285 code for a protein of 533 amino acids. Gene Ontology annotation, molecular function: acetylglucosaminyltransferase activity. Gene Ontology annotation, cellular component: endoplasmic reticulum-Golgi intermediate compartment; Golgi stack; endoplasmic reticulum. NCBI's taxonomy places the organism in Eukaryota, Metazoa, Chordata, Actinopteri, Salmoniformes, Salmonidae. The record is from RefSeq and is a predicted model, not a curated record. Gene Ontology annotation, biological process: protein N-linked glycosylation. The transcript has 17 exons.